CUCUCCUCCUUAUGGGCGUGGUUGAGGGCGUGGUGUUACGUCCGUUUAUGCAGAAUCUUUGUCCCGCCUCCCAGCAUGUAGCAAAGAAUGUCACAGCGAAAGAUCAGCUGAGGUGCGUCAUGGCGUGUGGUAAUGACCCAUACUGUUUAGGCGUCUGUUACCACCCUGAGGAACCCCACUGUCUCAUCUCGCACCACGACCGACACACCGUCCUGCCUGACUUAGUGAACGCCACAGCUACUCCAUGUACUGGUCAGAUUAUGCUCAGGGCUUCGCACGCUUCGGAUCAAAGGCAUACAAGUUACUCAGCACGUACUACCUAUACACCCCAGGACGUAAGGCAUGUGAGGACCUCAACUCCUCUAUGGCACUGCCCGAGAGUGACGUGGAGGUGAUGCACAUGAGUACUGUGUAUUACGGUUGGGUUAGAGUUCUGGCUGUUGAUCUUGAAGAGGAGGGUACCUGGCGCAACCCUGACACAGGGGAGUUGGUCGAGUACCUGCCCUGGAAUACCGGCGCUGCACCUAUUGCCACUGGUCAAAACUGUCUCAUUAUCUACUUGAGGGAUAAUAAUUGGGAUGAUUACUACUGUAACUCCUACGCCCAACAUGUGAUUUGUGAGGUACCUGCCCCCUAACUACCCACACCUGCCCUUACCUCACUUAGUGUUAGUGCGUUCUGAUCAAGAGGGAGAGACGAAGGGAAUAGGGGUGAGUGAUGAGCUUACGUAGUCAACAGAAAUGAACCACCACACCACCACCACCAUCACCAUGUUUUGUGUGUCUGGGUUCAAAGUUCAACACAAGUACAUCAACAUUCUAGUUCUUAAGUUUACACUCUAUAAUAAUAUUCACUGAACUCUUGAACUUAUUUAUGUAAUAUUUACGUUCAAGAGAUAUACAAUUAACACUUGUAUUUUACGUGUGACUUUCUUAAUUGAUCUGUUUAUAUAUUACAGAGAUUAACUGUUGAUGUAUCGAUGUUGUGUUGGUAAUGUGGUCCUCCAAGGGGGGGGUGUGUGUGUGUGUGUGUGUGUGUGUGUAUGUGUGUGUGUGUGUGUGUGUACCCUCUGUAUUGAUGGAGCACUAUGGAGGCCUGUU
Molecule: messenger RNA, 1100 nt
Organism: Homarus americanus (American lobster)
Lineage: Eukaryota; Metazoa; Arthropoda; Malacostraca; Decapoda; Nephropidae
Product: mannose-binding protein C-like
Exons: 5
Coding region: 245-637 (130 amino acids)
Source: RefSeq, a predicted model, not a curated record